UAACUGCCGAUUAAGGUCAGACUGCAGCACAGCAGACAGACAGGAAGACUAGUAAAUGCCAAACAUCAACCAUAUCACCAUCCUGCAAAUGGCCACAAGGGAUAUUUGUUCUCAUCACAGUCUUAAAACUGUUUCAUGAAUAUACAUAGAUAUGUAUGGAUUUUUUUUCUUCUCCUCUUUUACCAACACGAUGGAAAGGAUAGCGCUUAUAUCACACAAAUAGGACAGAUAUGUAAGUGUGUAUGAAAGCGUAGACUUGACUAGACCUGGAGCUGCAGGUCUGGUUCUCAGCCUCUCCUCUCUCUGGACCAGGUUCAGCUGAUCAGGCCAUCAAUAUCUGAGCCAAUCAAGUCUGAGAGUGAACAUGUGGGACUUCCUGCUGUUCAAAAUCUGAUGGGGAGAGGAUGACUGCCAAACACAGACAGCCAGUCGAGCCAUCACACAGGAACAUUCAAUGUUCAUUAUGUUGUUUGUUCGAUUGGAAUGUGUGAAAACUCAAAGUUUUCUCAGGAAGUAAAGCAUGGUGUUUAAUUGUGUCACUCACAGUGGAGGGAGCAGAGACUGUUGAUUGUUGCUGAAAAAGUGCCAAAGAACUGCACACAUGGAGAUUGAGUGCCAGCAGUGGACAGAGAGCCAAAUUGAUGAGGACAGUGACUCAGAGGAGAUCCUGUGUGGAAUCCAUGAGAGCUGUGCCACUGACCUGACCCGACACCCUCAGCUGGAUACUGACAUUGAAGCAGUCAGGAAUUUUUAUUCAGACUCUGCAGUCUCCAUCAGGGAGUAUUUGUCAAUUGAUGAUGUGGAUGUUGACUUAAAAAUAAAUGCCAACGUUUUGGAUGAGGAAGUGGCCAAGGCCUGGACGAUUAACCCAUCAGAGCCCAUCGUUAUCCGUCUGCACUUUUCUCCAUCUCAGUAUCUGGAUGGACCGGCACCUUCAGUCGAAGUCUUUCAACCAUCCAACACAGAUAAUUUCAGCCUUAGGAAACAACUACAGAAUAUUCUCAAUGUCUUCUUAUCUGGGGAGUGGAAACAUCUGACCAAUGAGAACAUCGUAGUCCGACAGAAGAGAAGACACAGCUGGUUCAGGCCAAGUGGAACCAUUAAGAAAUUUCGUGCAAGACUUAAGAUCUGGCUCCCACCAUCAAAGUCCAGUGAGCUCCAUGAACCUACUGUGAAAGGAAGGAUCAUUCUUCCAACGAUAAAACUGAACCGUUUCACGAAUCAUACGACUUCCUACACUAUCAGGAAUCCCACAGGAGAGCUCUUCGCCUACACACCCAGUGGAAAGAGAGUGAUGGUGUCAGCAGUCAAGUCAUCAGCACAGCUUAGUACCAAACAGCUGAUAGAGCUGCUUUUCUCCUCCCAGGCCAUCAGGCACUGUAAGACCACCCCAACUCUACAGCACGGUUUCUUGGUGCAGAUAAUGAGGUAUGCUGAGCAGAGACUCCCCACGCUGAAUGAAUACUGUGUUGUCUGUGAUGAGCGACAUGUGUUUCAAAAUGGCCCUAUGUUAAAGCCAGCAGUUUGCACCAGGGAGCUAUGUGUGUUUUCCUUUUAUACGUUGGGGGUUAUGUCUGGAGCUACAGAGGAGGUUGCCACUGGUGCCGAGGUAGUUGACCUGCUGGUUGCCAUGUGCAAAGCUGCCCUUCAGUCUUCACGCAAGAGCAUCAUAUUUGAACCAUACCCUUCUGUUGUUGAUCCGUGCAACCCCAAAACCCUUGCCUUUAAUCCUAAGAAAAAGAGCUAUGAUCGGCUGCAAAAAGCCCUGGACAGUGUCUUGUUAAUCAGGAGGAUGUCGCAGGGUCCAUAUUCUGAAAUAAAGAAGCAGAUGGACAAGAAAGACCCUCUCGCUCAUCCCUUACUACAAUGGAUUUUAGCAAGCAACAGAUCACACAUUGUCAAGCUUCCGCUCAACAGGCAACUUAAGUUCAUGCACACACCCCAUCAGUUCCUGUUGAUCAGCAGCCCUCCAUCCAAAGAGGCUCGUUUUCAAACUGCCAGGAAACUUCAUGGCAGCACCUUUGCCUUCCAUGGUUCACACAUCGAAAACUGGCACUCUAUUUUGAGAAAUGGGCUGAUUAAUGCCUCUUAUACAAAAUUACAGCUUCAUGGAGCUGCAUAUGGUAAAGGCAUCUAUCUGAGUCCUAUCUCAAGCAUAUCAUUUGGAUAUUCUGAGAUGGGCAAAGGGCGACACCAAAUGCCCACCAAAGAAGAACUCAUACAGAAAUACAACCAAAUAAACAAAAACAAACAGGUAGAUUACCAUUCACCAUGGAAAACACACAUUGACCAUCUGUGUAAUAAAUUGCAGCAGAGAUUAUACUUUUUAAGGCGACUGAGACUGUAUGGAGUAAGUAGCCAGAUCAUGCUUAUGUUCUACCGGGCGAUUCUGGAGAGCAUUAUUAGAUAUGGAAUUACAGCAUGGUUUGGCAACCUAACAGUGCAGCUAAAAAGCAGGCUGGUCAGCACACACAAGGCAGCUAUGAGGAUAAUAGGGAGGAAAGAGUACAAGCCCAUACAGAGCUUGUAUGAGCAAGUAGUCAGAAAACAAGCUGAAAGAAUCACCGCAGACUCUCUACAUCCUCUCUUCCCUGAAUAUGAACUUCUGCCAUCAGGCAGAAGAUUCCGUGUGCCAAGAUGUAAAACAAACAGACUAAAGUUAUCAUUUAUUCCAACUUCUGUUAAGCUGCUGAACUCCAAUAGUACAUUUUAGUCCAGCAGAGCAGGGGUGUAGUAAAUACCCCAGCUAUUUUAGCAUUUCGCACUUUAAUUAUUACAGUUAAUUCUCAGGAUGUUGUGCUUUCUGUGCUGUCAUGUGUGUCCUCUUUGUCUUUUGUGCUUUUGUGUCCUUGUGUCUCAGGACGCUGUGCUGAUCUCACUUUUAUGUUGAUUUUAUUUUAUUUCACUUUAUUUGACUGUAUUUAACUUGAGAAUGUU
This is a messenger RNA of Perca fluviatilis (European perch), 2937 nucleotides long. RefSeq names its product protein mono-ADP-ribosyltransferase PARP6-like. Gene Ontology annotation, molecular function: 2-oxoglutarate-dependent dioxygenase activity; methyltransferase activity; protein serine/threonine kinase activator activity. The record is from RefSeq and is a predicted model, not a curated record. The transcript has 20 exons. The coding region runs from base 602 to 2713 and encodes 703 amino acids. Lineage: Eukaryota; Metazoa; Chordata; Actinopteri; Perciformes; Percidae. Gene Ontology annotation, biological process: endoplasmic reticulum unfolded protein response. Gene Ontology annotation, cellular component: intracellular anatomical structure; nuclear envelope; endoplasmic reticulum tubular network.